Cryptosporidium muris RN66 is the source of this 741-nucleotide messenger RNA. RefSeq lists its product as uncharacterized. NCBI's taxonomy places the organism in Eukaryota, Apicomplexa, Conoidasida, Eucoccidiorida, Cryptosporidiidae. The transcript has a single exon. The record is from RefSeq and is a predicted model, not a curated record. The coding region runs from base 1 to 741 and encodes 246 amino acids.
AUGACUGAAGAAAUAUGUAAAGAAGAUAAUGAUGAGAUGUCUAGUAUUGUGAAGAAGCAAGCAAAGGCUAGAAAACAACGCUUACUAGGAAGUAGUAAUGUACGUAUGAGACUCAUAUGUCCUACAUAUGAUGAAAUGGAGACAGAUAGAAAUGAGGAAAUUAUGGAUGAAGAAGAAUUCAGAUUUAUGAAUUCUAUGGAUUCAGUUAAAACUUGUAAUACUAAACUAACAUUUCCAGAAUUCUGGUAUAUGUACUCUAAACAAUUGCGUAUAUUUAUAUGUUCUUUUUUAGGAUUCCUUUUAUAUAUAGUUCAUAACUUUAUUAGUGAUGAACACCAAUAUUUAGGUAUAAAACUUAAUAAUAUAUCUGGUAUAUAUAUCUUCUCAUUAGUACAAUUACUUAUAAUCCAAUAUGUAAUUAUUUUAUACUAUUGGAAACCUGUGGGAUUUAAGAUGAUUGAUAGGUAUAUUACUUACAAAGAUGAUGAAUUUCAUUGUAAACCUAAUUUAAGUUGUAAUUUUGCAGAAAAUUUUCAUAUUUUAAAGCUAUAUUCAUCAACUAAUAUUUUAGAGAGAAUAAAUGUAAUUGGUAAUACUAAGAGAACCAUCGAAUGUAUAUUUUUGAUUAAGAAUAUUAUUUCAGAUUGGUUUAUUUUAUUAUCAAUAUAUCUAACUACAGAAUGGAUAAUAUCUAGUAUUAAAUUAUUAUUUAUGAUGAUUUAUAAUAAGUUAUUAAUAUAA